CGGCAUCAUGGCUUCUUGGAACCGACACGGGAGACGUUUGAGACAUAGCGAAAUGUUCUUGUUCUUGUCGUUGGUUGCAGUGUUGUCCACCCUGCAGGCAGUGAAGGUGUCUCCACUCAUAGAGAAAGUCAAUGACCACAAGGAUUUUAAGAAACUUCUCAGGACCAGGACUAAUGUUCUUGUCCUCUACACUAAGUCAGCUACAUCUGGAGAUGCUCAUCUGAAGCUGCUGUCAGAUGUUGCUCAGGCUGUGAAAGGUCAGGGUACCAUCGCCUGGGUCAACUGUGGAGAUUCAGAAGGCCGCAAACUCUGUAAAAAAGUAAAGGUAGAUCCUAGCUCGAAAACCAAAGGAGUGGAGAUCCUCCAUUAUAAGGAUGGGAACUUCCACACAGAAUACAACAGACCAGCCACAUUUAAGUCCAUGGUGGCAUUUCUAAAAGACCCUGUUGGUGCCCCCCUGUGGGAGGAGAACCCUGAGGCUAAAGACAUUGUUCACAUCGAGACAGAGAAGGACUUCAGAAAGCUACUGAAAAGAGAGGAGCGCCCCAUCCUCAUGAUGUUUUACGCCCCAUGGUGUGGCGUGUGUAAAAGGAUGCAGCCCAUUUUUCAGCAAGCUGCCACUGAGACAAAAGGGAAAUAUGUGCUGGCGGGGAUGAACGUGCACCCAGCGGAGUUUGACGGACUCAAACAGGAGUUCAGCGUCAAGGGCUACCCAACCUUCUGCUACUUUGAAAAGGGAAAGUUCUUGCAUAAUUACGAGAAUUAUGGAGCCACCUCCAAAGACAUCGCUGACUGGUUGAAAAAUCCCCAGCCUCCACAGCCUAAAACUCCAGAGGUGCCCUGGUCAGAGUCAGACUCAGCCGUCUUCCAUCUGACGGAUGAGUCCUUUGAUACCUUCCUGGAGGAGCAUCCUUCAGUCCUGGUCAUGUUCUAUGCUCCCUGGUGUGGCCACUGUAAGAAGAUGAAGCCAGAGUAUGAUGAAGCUGCGGAGAUCCUCAACGAAGACCCAGAUAGCCCAGGUGUAUUGGCAGCAAUGGACACCACCAUUCACAAGUCCAUAGGAGAGCGCUUUAAAAUCUCAGGAUUCCCAACAGUGAAGUACUUUGAAAAGGGAGAAGAGAAGUACACACUUCCACAGCUCCGCAGCAAAGACAAGAUCAUCGAGUGGCUGCAGAAUCCCCAGGCCCCACCUCCUCCAGAGAAGUCGUGGGAGGAGAUACCGUCCAGCGUGAGCCACUUGGGAGCUGAAGAUUUCAGGGAAUCUCUGAAAAAGAAGAAACAUGCCUUGGUCAUGUUCUAUGCUCCAUGGUGCCCUCAUUGCAAGAACGCUGUCCCUCAUCUCACGACAGCAGCCGAGCUAUUUAAAGAGGACCGCAAGAUCGCAUAUGUUGCAGUCGACUGCACAAAGGGACAGAACCAUGAGUUGUGUAAACAGGAAGGGGUUGAAGGCUACCCAACAUUCAACUAUUACAACUAUGGCAAAUUCAGUGAGAAGUAUAAUGGAGAAAGAGGUGAAGCUGGUUUCACAGGCUUCAUGCGAAAUCUCAGGGGCCGAGACCAGGAGAAAGUUGGCAAACGGAAGGAGGAGCUCUAAUUGUGGGGGUAUGGUCUUGUACGUGGGAGGAGCCUAUCAUUGCACUGUGACUUGGGCAGGAACAUCCCAGCACUGACUUGAAAACCUCAGCUAAAAAGGCUAUUUUUAUUAUUUUUUUUUUUAUACAGCUGUGCCCUUAUGUUUGGAAUACCACUGUACAACCAUCUGACCAUUUAUGACUUUGCAUAUUUUUUUGUUUUGUGAAAUUGUCCAAAUACUGUGACUUCAGUUACUGAAAUCUACAUGUGAAAUCUAUGCAAUACUGGGCCCUCAUGCCCUAGGGGCCCGUACAUGUGUUGGGUGGCUGGUCUUUGUGGAGAAAGCCAGUUAUUGCCAGGAUGCAUUGUCAUCAUUCCGUUUCCAGUGAGGAGGGAUCAUAUGUUCAGUUGUAUCUGCAAAUAUUUUUGUAUUUUAUUUUGGAGAAAGUUGUUGUUGCUCAACUUUGUGGCCUUAAAUAUUUGGAUAACUGUGUUGUCCAAACCGUGCAGUGCAUCUUUGACAAUAUUAUGGGCAAAUAGUAGGGCCAAAAUACAGCAGAGAAAAUACAAGAACAUGUAUUCAAGCAAGUAGUUUUUCUUUUCCUUGUCUUAUGUUUCAUUUUAGGUUGUGACAGAAUAAAAUUACAAACCAGGAAAAUGCCAAAAAAAACAAAACAUUUUAGAUCAAAAUAUUUAUGUUUCCAAAAACGACGACUGCAAUUCUGGUUCCUUUUGUGUUCUUUUGUAAAUGAAUGUUCCACGUAUGUUGAAAAUCAUGCACCAAAUUCUUGUCUGGUUUGUAUGUGUAGUCUGGUAAUAUAGUCUAUGACUUCUGCUGUAUCCUCCCAUUCCUGAAUUACAACACCAUUCUAGAUAUUUAAUACGCAUUUAACACUCUUUAUGCCUAGUCCUAGACAGAUGCAAUGCUAUAAAGCCAUAAAAGUAGUUUGAAUCAGAGAUUUUAUCCUCAACUGCUGCAACCGGCACCGAACAACAAGACAUUUUGUCAAUCGUUCGGCACGGCCAUAGUAAAAUCUCAUUGUUCUAAAAUCGUUCUCCACAUAAAUGCAUAUUAAACGUCUUAUGCCAAUGUUCUGAUUGGCUGUGAUUUUAUUUAGCCCAACGUGACACAAUCACAAACGAACUAGCAUUUUACCAUACAGAGCGUACAAACCAAUUGUUUGCCACUGGAAACUUGUCGCAUCGCACAUGAUUAAGACACCGUGUUAUAAGCCCUGGAAUUGGAACUAUAAGUGAUAAUGGGAACCAUACAGCAUAACUCAUCAGACAUAGUACCUCCAUUUAUGCUGGAUGGAGAUGGCUUAUUCAAAGUGAUAGACCACUCAAACAUUUUAAAUGCUGUUAUCGUUAACUAUACUUUAUAAAAAACAAGAUGUUAGGCAGAAUGUUAGCUUUAGUCACCAUUCACUAUUAUUGUAUGAAAAAUGUGCAAUAAAAGUGAAUGGUGACUAUGGCUGUCAGUCCCUACAGUUUGCUCAAAAUCUACUUUUGUGUGCCACAGAAGGAAGAAAUGUAUAUGUGCUUGGAACAUGAUGGUGAGUACAACAGAAUUAAAAUUUUGGUGGAACUAUUCCUUUAAGGUAUAUUUGAAUGAUGCUUAUUUAACAGUUUUGCUGGAUGCCUCCAAACCAGGUGUUGGCAUUAUUCCUGAUACCAAAACCUUUACCAUUAUCUCUGUGGCAACUGAAAUACUGUGUAGAAAACCCCCUGCUCUAGGCACUAUACAUAUUUAAUGGUCUUGUAGCUGAACUUUUGUUGUAUAAUUCAGAGAAUUGGUCCAUUUCAUUAUAAAUGAGUUUCUCAGGGAUGCCGAAACACAAUUGAAGAGAGCUCACGCACAUUGUAAUUGCAGUUCUGAUGGGUGUUCACUAUUCACAUCACCAAAUUAUGAAAUGUUUACAUGUGUCUUUGGGAGAUGGAACACAAAAAUCAUUGAAGCUUUUAUUCUGUUUACAUUGCCUUGCAAAAUUUGUGGCAAGAAGUACUGAAUAAAACAUGAUGAGCCAAGGAACUCUAAGGCAUAGAUGUCAAGUAUAUGCAAGAUGAUGGUUUAAAGUUUUAACGGAUAGUUUAGUCACUAUUGAAAAUUCUGAUAUCAUUUACUCACCCUCAUGUUAUUUUGAACCCAUAUGACUUUUUCUUCAGUGGAACGCAAAGUAGAAUGUUAGGGACUGACAGUCUCAGUCAUCAUUCACUUUCAUUGUAAGGAAAAAGAUGCAAUAAUGGUGACUGAGGCUGUCACUCACUGCUGCGUAACAUUUUCUUUUGUGUUCAGUGGAAGUCAGACAUGAAGGUGGGUAAAUGAUGACCGAAUUAUUGUUUUUUUUGGGGGGGGGUAAACUAUCCCUUUAAGGGAUCACAUUUCAUAUCACAUAGCCAAAUGUAAAACGUUCCCAUUAAGGGAAAGGGUACAAUCUAAUCCGUGAUAAGCAAUGGUCCAAAACAACAUUUAAAUGAACACUUGUACAGAUUUGUCUCACUACCUGCCACUGCUGUAGAGACAUGGUUCAUUUGUGCAUUGGCAUUUCCAUCAAUAGAUGAGUGGUCAGGGGCCUUCAUGUGGUUUCACUGAUUUAUUCUAUUAUAGGAAAUUCUGCUUUGUCUAAUCCCAAAGGUCCAUGGAUUGUGGGAGCUACCACAAUGAUGCCAAGAAAUCACUUUCACUUUUGUUGAUUUUUAUUUUUAUUUUAUUUGUUAUUUUUUUGUGCCCAGCCAUAUGUAAAGUUUUGAUGCAUUGAUGAGCACAAUGCAAAAUAAAGGCAUACAUUU
Messenger RNA from Xyrauchen texanus (razorback sucker), 4362 nucleotides. Its product is annotated as protein disulfide-isomerase A5-like. The record is from RefSeq and is a predicted model, not a curated record. Gene Ontology annotation, cellular component: endoplasmic reticulum. The transcript has 17 exons. Gene Ontology annotation, biological process: protein folding. Bases 8 to 1594 code for a protein of 528 amino acids. Gene Ontology annotation, molecular function: protein disulfide isomerase activity. Lineage: Eukaryota; Metazoa; Chordata; Actinopteri; Cypriniformes; Catostomidae.